CUUUUAAAAGUGAUAAAAUAUUUUUCACAAUCUCUUUCAGUUAGUUUCUUAUAUGGAGAUACAAAUAAUAAUUUUUCUUCAGGAAGUGUAUUAUGAAACAUUGUAGUAAUUGAAGAAAUGAUAGUAUCAGCAGUUCUAUCCAUACUAAUAUAUUUGUGAAUGAUUUGAUCAAUAUGGAAUUCUUUAAAAGAAGACUUACUUUUUUUUAUGGGAUCUACAGUUAUUGCACUGCCAUAUACUUAUCGAAGCAUUCAGUCAAUAAUUUUAAUGGUAAAUUGACUAAAAACGUAAAUUCAAUUUAAUCAUUAUCAAAUCUAAUCAGAAGAAUCAAAUGUAACCAAAAGAUUUUCAAAUCAUUAUGAAUAUCUAAGAAAAGAG
This is a messenger RNA of Paramecium sonneborni, 378 nucleotides long. The record is from the annotation of a GenBank genome assembly. Lineage: Eukaryota; Ciliophora; Oligohymenophorea; Peniculida; Parameciidae.